Messenger RNA from Oncorhynchus masou masou (cherry salmon), 2365 nucleotides. RefSeq names its product E3 ubiquitin-protein ligase RNF152-like. Gene Ontology annotation, biological process: protein K48-linked ubiquitination. The record is from RefSeq and is a predicted model, not a curated record. Gene Ontology annotation, molecular function: ubiquitin protein ligase activity; metal ion binding. Bases 930 to 1457 code for a protein of 175 amino acids. NCBI's taxonomy places the organism in Eukaryota, Metazoa, Chordata, Actinopteri, Salmoniformes, Salmonidae. The transcript is spliced from 4 exons.
CUGUAGGUUUUCACACUUCCCGGGAAGUCUGACAAAAGGGAAUGCUCAGGUGUGCUAACUGUGGCGUGGCUACUUCUCCUCAAAGUUGUAGCAGCUCAGCCAUUGUUGGUGGUGGCACUUCAGGAGUCUUGGUUCAUCUUAUCUCAGGAUCAUUCUCCUUGGAAGCCCCAAGUGAGAGCCGUUCUUCUCAACAUUGCUCUCGUUCUGGGAUGGAUGUGUAGUCCUAUGCCGUUUUCAAUGCGUAGACAGUCUCAUGUAGCUGAAAGAGAAUAUUUGAGUGGAGGAAGAAAAGCAAAUCUCCAUAGACUGAAGAAAGGAAAGCAAACUGCAUACAUGUGAAUGUAGAUCAGGAAGGACUCCAGCUCAGAUGUAGACCUAGAUAGACAACAAAUCAGAAAACUCGGAAUCUGGAAUACGCUUUUAGCAUUUGACAACUAUGGCUGCGUAAAAUGCAGCCUAUUACAGAAUUGCCUUUGAAGAUCCAACCUUUUUACGUAAACCUUGCUCGAAUUUCGUCUACCUUGUUCUCAAGAGACCGGACAUUGGCAAGUGGUAUACUCGGGCUCACCGCUCCUGUCUACGGAGCCUGACCAGAAGACCGCUCUGUCUGCCCCUUCUGCGGCGUCGUUGUUUUGGGUUGCCUACUGGGAGCCGAUCCAUUGUCCUGGGUGGUGGUCCAAACCGAGGAUCCGCUUCAGGAAAGUCGUAUUCCUGGUCGUAAUGUUGGGUUGAUGGAGCCAGACAUGGAUUAAACUAAGUACUGUGACACAACAUCUGUAAAGAAGAGAGGAGGAGAGACGUCAAGAACAGAAACAUCUGUAAAUCUCUAAGGGUUCCCUAAUCUGCAUAUUCAUACCGCGGGAACCACAGACUGUUUGUGGUUUGACAUCUUGUGACUGUCAUUGACACAACAGACCAAACUCAUCAUAAUGGAAUCUCUCUCACAACAAGAGUCCAUUCUAGAUUGUCAGAUCUCACAACAAGACUCCAUGUUAGAAUGUCAGAUCUGUUUCAACUAUUACAGUUCGUGGCAUAGGCCCAAGCUUCUGGACUGCCAGCACACCUGCUGCUCAGUGUGCUUGACCCAGAUGAGGAUGAGCCAGAGCGAGCUGCGCUGCCCCUGGUGUCGCUGUGUCACCACUUUGCCCCCAGGGGUCUCUGUCUCCCAACUCCGAGAUGACCCGGACACUAUGGCCAUCAUCUCUGUCCCAUACACACCUGUCUUCAUACGGCUGCCGUGUAACGCCUACCUUCCAGUAGAACACCAUGAUAGGGGUACAGGGAUGGAGGAGGAACAUGGAAUGAGGGAAGGGGAGGAAGGUAGUUGUAAGAGCGCAUUUGGGACCAGGUUCUGCUUAGGGGCUGUUGUGGGAUUUGUCCUACUCUUACUUGGGUACAUCAUACUGCACAGCAUGACCUGCAACUCAGAACGGUUCACCAUGAUAUCCUGUGGCUGAAAGACAUGAUGAUGAUGAUAAUAAUAAGCUAUUUGGCAUCUUUAUAUCUCACUCCCCAAAAUUACAGGACAUUGUCACAAUGCCAGCAUUCAGGCUAUUUCUUAACCACAAAUAGUACUGCCAUACUGAGUAAGGAAAUGGUUGCCAUACUUUGUAUUUCGAAUGUGUUCAGAUAUAUUGAAUCAUUAUUUAUUUAUUUUUUUCAAAUGAUUUCUCAUGUCUUUGUGCAAUAGACAGUUAAAAAAUUAAACCAAUCGCCAUUAUGCUUCUCUCUUGUGAUUCACCCAGAAAAGCACAAAUCAAAUGUUAUAGUCACAUACACAUUUAGCAGAUGUUAUUGUGGGUGUUGCGAAAGGCUUACUUGUGUUAAUUCAUAUGAAAAACUGACCCAUUUUUAGAGGUCUGUGAUUUGUAUUUCUUCAAGUCUUCCUUUUCACCUACAGAUGACGCUAUUUGACUUUUUUAGUGACAUUUUAAUCUUUAGGUCCCACACAAUCAAGGCUCUAAAUUAAUAUUUUUAAGAUGGAAGAACUGUCAGAGAAGCAAAAACGUUUUUGCCCAUCAAGACCUGAAUCCAGACCGCUGUCAAUACAGGGUUUACUCUAAUCAUUUCAUCACUGGUAAGUCAAGUCUGAUCGAUUUCAAGUUUAAUUUCACUGUUUUGCUAACCAUGUGUUAGCCAAAAUUAGCUAGGCUGGAUAGCUUGUAGUCUAGUCACAAGCAUGUGUCGCUUGGGUUUCAAGUUUUGGGGAAGCACUAUUUUUUUUUUUACCAUUAAAAAUGCCCCUUUUAUAACAUGCCUCUAGCAUUGCAUUUGCCGACUAAUGUAAACCUACUAUUCCUAAUGUGAUGAAUAGAUUGGAUAGUGAUGAUUUAUGCUAUUAAUAAACACAUAGUGGCAUAGGCUA